Phycodurus eques (leafy seadragon) is the source of this 1398-nucleotide messenger RNA. It is a transcript of the gene slc66a3, whose product is annotated as solute carrier family 66 member 3. Bases 343 to 966 code for a protein of 207 amino acids. The record is from RefSeq and is a predicted model, not a curated record. Lineage: Eukaryota; Metazoa; Chordata; Actinopteri; Syngnathiformes; Syngnathidae. The transcript has 7 exons.
AUGACUUUGGCAUGGGCUAAAUUUGAAUAUCUUCCGUCUAUUGAAAAAGUGCAGUGGAAUUUGGAAACCGUAUAACAGCUCCGUGUACGGAAGUGAGCGCAUUGUGAUCAGGAAACAAUUUGCAUGCAAGGAAGCGAGAGGAAGGAGUCUUCAAAAUAAAAGCGUCGCUCGCAACAUCGGGCAGAAAACCCGCCGUCAUUGAGCGGUGUCUUAUUUUAUUUUGGAAUACCGUACCGGAAAUCGUGCUCCCUUCGAGACGAGCGAGAGCGCAUCAAAUUCAGCAGCUGUGUCUUGUUAAUGGCUAUCUAGGUCAGAUUUCGGAAUUGUAACCAUUGAUGAAACAUGAUGCAAUCGGACACUUUGUUGCACGUCGCCAAUGUUUCCACAUUGUUGGUGUGCAUGGUGCUGAAGUUCCCGCAAAUCUUCGUACUGUUGCGGGCAAAAUCCACGACAGGACUCAGCAUUAAAAGUCUUGUGCUGGAACUUAUCGGGUACGUUGUGUUCGUUACGUACCAGACGUAUUAUGACUACCCGCCGCCAACUUACCUGGAAUAUCCAAUUCUCAUUGCUCAAGAUGUCGUUCUUCUGCUCUUGAUUCUUCUCUACGGCGGCAGACUGCAGGACAGCCUUCUGUACAGUGUUGUCUUUGUCGUGGGUUGGCGGCUCCUCACAGUGGAAAAAUGGAUCAUCGAUUUUGCAAUGAACCUGUGCACGUUCAUUAGUGCAGCCAGUAAGUUUGCCCAACUGCAAUGCCUGUGGAGGUCAAAGGAUGCUGGACAGGUGAGCGCCCUCACCUGGGCGCUGGCCACCUACACGUGUACGACACGGAUUUACACCACCGUAGCGACAACUGGAGACAUGCAAGUUCUGGUGCGGUUCAUUGCCAUGACCUUGCUGAACCUGUGGGUGCUUCUCAGCGUGCUCUAUUACCGAAGACAUGGGUGCAGCCCCAUCAAAGAAGACUGAGCACUUUAGAGAGCAAUGUUCCAACACUGUUCCUGCAAGAUUAAACCUGGUGGUUACAACUGUUGAGUAAAUAGCUUUUCAACUCCCGUUAUUAUUUUUACAAUGACAUUCCAAUGUCCAGAAAAAAGAACACACACCCGUAUUUUAUUACACUGUAAAUAGUGCUGUGUAGUGGGACAGGACAGAAUGACCAUUCUUAUAUGUCAAGUCCUUUUCAGAACAAUAUUUAAAUAAACUGUACUUUUAUUGCCUUGCUGUGUGAUGCUUCUUGUGUCCACCGCAACAUUAGGUACUAAUACUGAAGCUCCAUCUAGUGAUCCUAAUGGGUACCCUUUGGAAAGUCUGCCUUCAAAUACAUCUUCUGUAUGAUACAGUGCCAUUUAACAUCACAAUAAAUUGUCAGGGUCAAUCAAACUGCAGCAUUAUCUUAGG